AUGCCGGAAGCGGAACGCAACCUUUUGGCUGGAAUGUACCCAGACGACGUCGAGCUCCAGCUCGAGUGGGUGCCAGGCUCAGCCAUCAGGCAUGGGUGGCGUGCGUUAAUGGGGGCAAUGGAUCAGCGCACCCGGCGCUAUAUCGAGUUCGAAGCAGAGGUCCGAAAAUGGGAGGACUUGCAGUCCGCUCGACCCAAGGUCAAGGCCAGAAGGACGGCUGCAGCUGCUUCCACAGAUACUGGAGGUGGAAUUGGAGCGAUGAACGAAGGCUCGGAGACUGGAGCCAUGAACGAAGGCUCGGAGACAGAGUCUGCAGAGUCAUCCUCGGCAAGUUCGUCGGACGAAUCGAUUCCAAUGGGGGAAUACAUGAUGCAGAGCCGGACCAGAGUUUUGGCGCUCAUCGAAGCGGAGAAAGCCUUGAAAGAUGUGGGCUCCUCUGCGCCGCCCCCACCGUCUCCUAUCAUUAUGGAGCCAUCGCCGGUUGCGACGGACGGGUACAAGUUCGAUCCAGCAUCUCUAGGAGCCCCUCUGGGGGACACUGCAGCUCCAUCAACACCGGUACCUCCUUCGCCUUCCGCAGUUUCAUUGGCCCCUUUGGAGUCAUUCAAGUUCUUGGAUGUCCCACCUGUUGCUUCUUCUGGUCCCUCGGACCACAGUGUGGAGCCUAUGGUGGUGGAAGAGGAGCGGGCCCCAGAAACUCCAGGACCCACGGCACCGGUUGGAGCUCCAAUUUCCGCAACGGAGAGUGUGCCGGAGACCCCUCCUCCAGGGGAAAUUCCAGGUCCCGGUUAUGUCUCGAAAGCCCAGGGGGCACCAGCGGGGGCUACACCGAAGGCCUGGUCUGUGGUUCCAACUUCCUCGCCUUUCACGGUUCCAGAAGCGCCAGUGGCUGUAGAGUCUUUGCCUGCAGUUCCAGAGCCAGCAACCGUGACAGCGGAGGAAGGGCCUACCUCCGAGACCGCUACAUCAUCCGCAGCGGGUGCCCUUCCGCCUCCGGGCGGCUUGGGUCAAACAGCCGAAGAGAGGGAGUUUGUGCUUCCUUCCCCUUGCCAGAAGAAGUGA
This is a messenger RNA of Symbiodinium natans, 1062 nucleotides long. NCBI's taxonomy places the organism in Eukaryota, Dinophyceae, Suessiales, Symbiodiniaceae. The record is from the annotation of a GenBank genome assembly.